GAGGAGAAUUAGCACUUGCACGAUGUCCUUUCUGAGAAAUUUUUUUUUUUCUCUCCCUUAUUGGCACAGACCUACACUCCAAAAAAUCCAAACGUCAAAGCUAUCUGAAAAAUCACGUAGAUCAAGAAAAAUGAACUUUUCGAGAAUUUACCUGACAAACAUAACAGUCACCGGAACAUCGAUCGAACUUAAAUGGACCGACAGUUGUGCUUACUGUGUUUCAAUAUGCCCCUCACGUUAAAACCACGUACAACCCUGAAUUCAUUUUGACAAUUGAACGUUAUGUUCACUUCUCGUUCAUUCUGUGCUGUACCCGCGUUGCAAGAUGGCGUCUUUUCAAAACAGUCUUCGAGAGUUGCUAACUGAUUUAGACAUUUCGGACCAUUUGCUGGAAAUAUUUGAUGAAUGUGGAGUUGAUUUUAUCGAUUUGUUGACAAUUUCCGCGGAUCAAAUCCGCAUAUCAUUGGAGCCGACGCAAAUCACUUGGAAAUACGCAGUCCUUUUCGAAAUUAUUUCGUCUUGGCGAACAAGAAACGAAUCCAAAAUUACCGAUUUAGUUUCGGCAUUGCCGGCGGGAUACCGAUUGCAGCUUACUGGAAAAGUUAGUUUUGAUCCACAUUCGCUUGUAUGUACUCAGCUACCGCCGCGCCGAUCUACUCCGCCACACCAAUCUACUCCUGAUAAAUUUGCUGCUCAUCAGCCAUCCACUUCUUCGGAGGAGGUGGAAGCCUUGGUGGAAGCAACAACUGGACAGCCGGAUUCUGAAAGUUUUUCACCAGUCGUUGCCGAUAGCGUUGCCAGCUUUUCGGGAAUCGAAGAGAACAAGACUGAACGCGAUAAUCGAAGCCAAGAGGGUUCAAAACUUAUCUGUUUUCCUUCAACACCGGAGCCGGAACACCCAGUGGAAACUGCCUCAGUCUCCAUCCGAUUGAUUGAUACAACGAAUAGUUGUGAUCAAGCCGACGGGGAAACCUGUCAAAUUCCGCUUACCCAAAGAGAGAGCGCGAAUAAAGCAGUCCCGCAGUUUCAGCUCGCUUCGACUUCUUCGGAUCCCACUGCCCCGGAACAUAUAUUGAUAACGCUGCCCGUAUACGUGGAUGAAUCAGCAGCUGCUUGCUCUGAUGGAACCAGAAGAGGAUUUCCUACCAUCGUCAAUAUUUCGGACGGUACCUAUGUGUCAGUGAACCCUGGAAGCGCCUUGGAAGUGGGAGAGCCGAACAAAAACAACAACCAUCUCUCAGCGGAUUCGGAAUCGGAAAAUUACAACGCAUCCUCAUCUGCCGCAUGCCAACUGCGAUUCACCAGAGAAACAGCCGCGUCCUCCGUCAGACUUGAAGAGACAACAAACAGAUGCAAUCUGUUUCAAUAUCUCCAAAUCGCUUCGACUUCUCGUAAUGCUUCUGCACCGGAAAGUGUCCUAAUAACGCCACAGGCUUCAACUCAUGAAGCAACAGCUGCUUGCCCUGGUGGAACAGUAGGGAUAUUACCAUCCAUCGAUAGGGAUUCGGAUGCUUCGUCCGUAGAAUCUGAAGAAAUACUUAAAGAAGUAGAUCCAAACAAACGAAACAAUCCUCAGCCAGCCAAGCCGAAACAUACCAACGAAUCCUCUCCUGUCAUUGCUACAAGAGCGGUUUCACAGAAUGAGUACGACGUUUUUACACCGAAAGUUUUGGAACAGCUGCUGAGAGUAUCUGAAGGAGGAAAGGAAAUUCUACAAUAUGGUGCCACAGGAGAACUUUCGGAUGACAAGCAGCAGGAACUUUGCACAAUCAUUGCAAAACACCAUUUGAGCACCAGAAGUAAGCUACUAACUGAUGACCUUCGAAAGUACACGCUGGCAGUUACGUCACUAUUCAAGUUUGAACGAGAAGAAAACUACUUCAUCCCAAGAGGCGGAGAUAGAAAAAAUCACGGAGGAAAAAUAGCAAAUAAGAUAGGCAACUUGAAGCAACGGAAACGAAAACGCGAAGCCAAGGAGAACGAGUAUCAAUCAGCCAAACAAGUGAAUGUUGAGCCCAAAUCCACUCGUAACGUAGUGGCUGAAGAAGCAGUAGAAUGGUUGAUGCUGAAUACUGAACCAUGGGGCGUUGUGCUUGACCGGUGGAGAACUAGUUACGAGCUGCGUAAGGUAGACUUAUUGUCCCAUAAACGCAUUCCGAAAAUUUUUACGACAUAUCCGCAAUACAAGUGCCAUCACGGUUUUCAGCUGAUCGAUAUUGAUUUCCAAAAAGCAUUUCCGAAUGCGGAGAAUGGAUGGAUGAAGCUGCCGCUGUUGCUACCUCGGAUUACAGAGUACAUCAAGAAAAGAGCAUUGGACCCGUCAGCGGCACAGUUACUGAAGCAGCUGUUUGACGAAGGCGCCAAUAACGAUAAGAAAGUAUGUGCACUGUUGCUAGCGCUGAACACCGUUUUACCGCCUAUUGCAGCUGCAUCUCGUUUGAAGCCUACCAUCUUGAUUGGACAAGAGGACACACUGAUUUUCGUUGAUGCCAAAGAACAAGCUCAACUGAAAGUUCAAGAAACAUAUCGGAGUUACACCGAGCUGAACCUGCCGAUUGUACCAAAACUGAUUGCAGUGGGGAAAAACUUGGACCAGCUUCAGGGAACCUUCGUGGUCUGCUACGGUGACAUAUGCUAUGAGUUCCAGUCAGCGUCAAGAGCAGUAGACAUACUUAUCAAGCUAACAGCAGUGCUCGGACUUCCGUUUUCGAAAAUUUCUAAACUGGUUUGGCACUUUCUCAGCGGCUGCAUUUACGGCAUACAACAAAAAGAAUCCUACGCGUCUAUUAACAAACUAAAGGUUUAUCUGGACAAAGGAUAAUACAAUAAUACAAAUAGUUGUCAGCAUGUCGCAGAUUACCUGUAUGAUCUAUGGCUGUUCGAUCCUUUCCGCCACACCAAAUGAAUAUCUCUUACAUCUUAAGGACUACCACAACGUUCCUGCUGUAUAUCAGUAUCGAUGUACGAUAUCCAAUUGUCCUCAAGUAUUUUCUAAAGUAUAUCCAUUCAAAAAACACAUCAACCAUCAUGCCGGAUAUCAGAACCUCGACCAUAGAAAUGUCGAACAUACUACCAGUGCCAUUAGCCAGCAAAGUCAGUCAUCGCCGGGGCCUUAGAAGUUCAUUUUCGUUUAACACAAUUGACGAAUUGCGACGACUAAUUAACGAUCAUCAUAGUAUGUAUAUAGAACUUUUUAAAAGAGAGCUGAAACCUAAGCACCAUUUCCUUGUGCAUUAUCCUUCGGUGAUAAGUGCAUCAGGUCCAGCAGCAGAUAUGAUGUGCUUCAGAUACGAGGCAAAACACAGAGCCUUCAAACAAUAUGCGCAUAUUAUGCCUUCCAGGAAAAAUGUUUGUUAUUCGCUAUGCAUCAAAGCUACGUUGCAAUUUACGUACGAUAUCUACAAUCAAUGUUUUUUUGAGGGACUUGUUACUGGUAAUUUUAAAAUGUUUGAUUUGCGUUUGCGUAAUUAUUUUUGCAAGUUAAUACAGCCAUUGAACAUUGAUUCAGACUUGAACGUGUUGUUAUCAAGUAGCGUAGAGUAUAAAGGAACUGAUUACAAUACUGGAUAUUUCAUAACUUUGUUGGAAAAUGAUAAAAUGUACCUAUUUGAAAUCAUUGAAAUCAUGAAGCAUACUCACGGGCUAUACUUGAUAAUGCAACAUUGGGAGGUAGGGGAAUACUAUGAGCAUUUGUUGGCGUAUGAAGUAGUGCGAUGUUUACCCGUAGUGGAAGUGCUGAAAAUUGACUUGUUUGAUAGUUUCCCAGUAUCUGUACAUAAAAUAGGUGAUAAGUCAUAUUUUAGAGUUAAGAAUAGUUUAAAUGACUAAUGCAAGUUUUUUGUAUUUCUUGAAAUAAAUAUUCCAUUGUAGUAU
Molecule: messenger RNA, 3873 nt
Organism: Aedes albopictus (Asian tiger mosquito)
Lineage: Eukaryota; Metazoa; Arthropoda; Insecta; Diptera; Culicidae
Exons: 7
Coding region: 326-2821 (831 amino acids)
Source: RefSeq, a predicted model, not a curated record